AGCGUAUUCGCCAGUGCGGACGCGCUGCGUGUAGGAUCCGUGAGAGCGGUCGUGUUGGACACAGACACACUCUAACCUUUCUGUUUGAGAGUCUACUAUGUGCCCAUGGAGAUGUUAUUGCUUUUAUUAAUGAGUUAAUAUGAUUGGCUGAGAUUCAGGAGCAGGACUACACCUCAACUUCCCCCUGCUCCUCUCCAGCGAACCACAGCUCGACUCAGCCACACCUUCAAUUACCCAGAAGCCCUAUUUAUAAGGGCCAACAACACCGUCUGUCUUCUCUCUCUCAACUCGUUCCCACCCCACGUCUCUCUUGUUCAUCCUUCAGCCUGAAGACAUCAUUUACAAAGGAGAGGGUCCUGAAUCUGAAUCCUGGUGGCUGGGCUGACCACAUGAGACAGACUCUCCUCCCGGCCAUCACAUCUAUCCUUCGUCAAUAAAUAUCUACAUUCCAUUGUUGUGGCAUGGUCCUGCUUGUUUCCAUGAAGUUUUAUCUACAUGGAAAUGAGCAGGACCAUGGGACUCCACCAGGACAAGUUACAGGUGGUGCUGCUCAGCCUGUGCAUGCUCCCCGUGCUCCGGAGGCUUGGCUUGAGGGUGAUGUCCAUGGCAUCCGAAGUGUACUCUCCGGGCACGCACUCUGCGGCCUUCAUCACCUGCCCCAACCACACAGUGGCGCUGGAGCUGGCACGGGGCAUCGUCCAGAGGAAACUAGCUGCCUGCGUGAACAUUGUCCCAGCCAUCAAAUCAGUAUAUGAAUGGCAGGGGAAGAUCGAGGAGGAUGACGAGGUUCUGCUGAUGAUCAAAACCAGAAGCUCCAAGGUUCCUUCUCUAGCUGAGUUUGUCCGGUCUAACCAUCCAUACGAGGUGGCGGAGGUCAUCAGUGUGCCCAUUGAGCAGGGCAACCCACCCUAUCUCAAGUGGAUCGGAGAGGUAGUGCCGGAAGAACCAGCUACAACCGCCAACUGAAACAUGUUUACAAACCGUGGACACCAUGAAGAGACGGGGAGGGCAUCUGACAUACAGGGACAUUUCAGAACAUGUUUGUUGAGGACUUAACUACGGGGUUAGCAGCUUUUAUACAAAAUAAGACCACAUGGACACACAGGAAGGGCAUCCAUCAUCCUUUUGUCUGAAAUGUGUGAUGCUAGAAUUGUACUCUUAUUAAGUUUAAACAAAGUAAUGUGAAUGUAAAACUGAAUAAAAACAACACAUAUUUGUCCA
Molecule: messenger RNA, 1221 nt
Organism: Boleophthalmus pectinirostris (great blue-spotted mudskipper)
Lineage: Eukaryota; Metazoa; Chordata; Actinopteri; Gobiiformes; Gobiidae
Product: protein CutA homolog
Exons: 7
Coding region: 496-966 (156 amino acids)
Biological process (GO): response to metal ion
Molecular function (GO): copper ion binding
Source: RefSeq, a predicted model, not a curated record